Molecule: messenger RNA, 887 nt
Organism: Tuber melanosporum (Perigord truffle)
Lineage: Eukaryota; Fungi; Ascomycota; Pezizomycetes; Pezizales; Tuberaceae
Exons: 1
Coding region: 91-666 (191 amino acids)
Source: RefSeq, a predicted model, not a curated record
AUCACGAUCUUCACAAUACCUAAUCUUCUAAUUCUCACAACCCCCACUAUCAUCCACUUUUAAUACCAACAUCCCAGUCCAAAUAUCAAAAUGAAGACUGCUAUCUUCUCCUCUGCCAUUGCCAUUUUCGCUACCUUGGCCACCGCCCUCCCCACCGCAGCCUCUGCAGAGAACUCGGUAGAGAAUCUUAUCACCCGCGACCAAGUCAAGCAGGUGAUCAGCUCCAGCGCCGUGGUCAACAUCAACGAAGACACCCCCGACACCCCCCUCGGCGUGACCAACAAAGCGAUAGUCUCCCGCGUCGACAACAAGCACAACUCCCAAGCCCUCGUCAAGUUCGAUUUUCCUGAGGGUAUUACUGGGUCUAAGUGCCGAUUGGCAUUUGCUUACCCAGCCCAGUUCAGCGGCACCGGGGAGAUCCAAGUGUUCACCAUUGGUGAUGCGAACAUUGCUGGGGCCACCUUCAAUCAGAGACCCUUCAGAGACCAAUUCAAGGGUUCCUUCCGUGUUUCCGGGUGGGGCGAGGCUACAGUUAUUGAUGGCUCCGGCUUGACCUUCGAUUGCCCUGAUAUGGGGGCUAAGGCAUAUGAAGUUGCUUCUGUCGGAGAUAACAACGAGGUUGUCUGGUAUGCCCCUGGCAGCGGAUUGAGAAUUGAUGUUUUGUAGAGGUGGAAAGGUUAUCGUCGAGCUUUUUGCUUGUACUAUUACUUUCAUUCCUUUUCAGAUUGCUUUCAUUCUUUUUUCUUAAACAUUGCAUUGCGUGGUAGUGGAUUGGGCUUGCAUUUAGUUCGCGAUCAGAGCAUGGAGAUAGUAGUUUUGUUGCCUUUCAUUAGCACGAGCAUUAUUAGUACUAGAGUAAUUAUGUAAUGGAGAUAUAUUGGCGGAAA